Molecule: messenger RNA, 1076 nt
Organism: Cuscuta europaea
Lineage: Eukaryota; Viridiplantae; Streptophyta; Magnoliopsida; Solanales; Convolvulaceae
Source: the annotation of a GenBank genome assembly
UUUAUAUAACGCAUUAAAUCCCACAAAAAAGUGUAGAAACGUGUACAAAGAAAUGUUUGCAUAAAAGAAAAGGAACAUGGGUUGGAUUGUUGGGGUUCUUUCUCACGGUAACAGAACUGGCUACUCUAGCUCGAUCGGUUAGGUUGAAUUAGGUCAGUGACCGGGCGACAGUUUCAAUCUUCCGAAGUGAAGACGGGCUUUCUUGAAACGAACCUCAUCUAUGGGUGCAUCCGAGUCGGCUCUCUCAAGCUCACAGAGGUCCGUCGAUGAUAUUACAACGGUUUCGGAGCGCGUAGAAAGUGCAGAUCCGAUCCUGGAGAGGCUGAGGUCCCUCCAAAUCGUGAGCUUUCAUUAUGUUUUCAGUCCAAACCAAUCCUCACGGCGCCACCUGCAGAUAGUAGUUUGACAGAUAUUCUGGUGAGAAAGACGCCAUCUGCUUCAAAUUCAGGUUGCCUAGACCCAAAAGUGCUACUGGAUCUCUUUUGCAUGUACCGUAACUGGCAAGAGGAUAAGAUUCAGAAGAUCAAUAAAAAACAGGAAGAGAUAGAUAACAAAAUAGAAGUGGCAGAUGCACUUGCAAUUAAGCUUCAACAGCGAUACAACUACUCAGUUUCAGCAAUGAAAGCUACAUCACAACAUCUCUCUGGAGUGCAUUCAUUGCAGGUGGAACUUGGAGAAUUGAAGGGGAGAUUGACUGAGUUAAUCAGCAAUUGCGAUGCAUUGUGCAAGAGGAUUGAUGAGGAAGGACCAGAAGUGCUUCGAUCUUCUGUCAAACCAUUUACAGCAGCCUCUGAAAACCUUGUAGAUGCUCACUUAUCAGCUUCUUCUUUACAAACUGACACCAACUAUGGGCCAUAACUUUUUGCUUCCUAUACUUUUUCCUAUGCAACACCAAAUGUAACUUCCCCAUAUCUCACCCCCAUACAGAUGUGCCACUCAUUUUUAGAAUCUGCCUGCUACUGUUACUAACACUUGCACUCAUUGUUUUUCCCCAUUCUGCUAUGUACUUGAAAUUAGUUGUGUUCAGCUACUGUUUUAUUUUCUUCUUCUAUCAAUAUGCUAGGUGUUAGUGUGAU